AUGGAGUUUUUUGGCAUCGAGACAAAUAUUGCAUGCCUGGGUGAUGACAAGUUUUGGACAUGUGGAGACAGCAGUACCAUGACACUCUACAGCAUCAAUGAAGGUUCUGUACAAAUUGUCAAUUCAAUUAAAACAAAGUCAAGGAAAAACCCAACAGAUAUAAUAAUAACAAGAGAUGGACGUCUAGUUUAUACUGAUUACAAGACCAAAACUGUGAACAUUCUGAUAUCUGAAAAAAAUUAUGAGUUGAUCAGAUUGAAGACCUGGAGACCCCAAAGUGUCUGUACAAGCUCCUGUGGUGACCUUUUGGUUUCCAUGGAAAGUGAUGACAAAAAACAAUCAAAAGUUGUGCGAUAUAAUGUUUACAAAGAAACAAAUACAUAUUCCUUCGCUGCGGAGAAACAAAAAAUUCAGCUUGUUGAUAAGGGUCUACCUUUUUAUUCAUCUGGUAGUUCUGAUAAAUACAUAUGUGAGAACAAGAACCAUGAUAUUUGUGUAUCUGACUGUGGAGCUAAAGCUGUAGUGGUCGUCAGUCAGGCCGGAAAAAGGAGAUUUCGAUAUACUGGCUAUACUUCUGCUCCAAAUAGUAAACCACUAAAUCCAAGAGGAACCACUACAGACAGUCAAAGUCACAUCCUUAUUGCUGACCAUGAUAAUUAUAAGGGAUGUCAAAUCGGUCAAUACUAG
Saccostrea echinata is the source of this 687-nucleotide messenger RNA. RefSeq lists its product as uncharacterized. Lineage: Eukaryota; Metazoa; Mollusca; Bivalvia; Ostreida; Ostreidae. The transcript has a single exon. The coding region runs from base 1 to 687 and encodes 228 amino acids. The record is from RefSeq and is a predicted model, not a curated record.